Molecule: messenger RNA, 2196 nt
Organism: Aspergillus homomorphus CBS 101889
Lineage: Eukaryota; Fungi; Ascomycota; Eurotiomycetes; Eurotiales; Aspergillaceae
Product: putative monooxygenase
Exons: 6
Coding region: 135-2006 (623 amino acids)
Biological process (GO): 3-(3-hydroxy)phenylpropionate catabolic process
Molecular function (GO): FAD binding; 3-(3-hydroxyphenyl)propionate hydroxylase activity
Source: RefSeq, a predicted model, not a curated record
CUGUCCCGUAAUGAGUUAGUCGCAGCGUCCCGCAUGAGCGCACUACUGCCAUUCCCACCUCUUCUCUGGGCUUCUUUAUCAAUUAUCGAGGACGGUUCACUUUUCGAACCUGAAUCAAGCCUGCUCAAUUCAAUAUGUCUAGCAGAAAGAUUUGGGAGACCACCGAGGUGAUCAUCUGCGGCUGCGGUCCUACAGGGGCGAUGCUAUCCGCGUAUCUCGGUCGCAUGGGCAUCCGCAACAUCGUGAUCGAGAAAGAGGCUAAUAUCACCACCGAUCCUCGAGGUAUUGCAUUGGACGAAGAUGGAAUACGCUUGGUCCAGGGAUUAGGUUUGUAUGACUGGAUCUACACGGAAAUCGGAACAUGCAUGGGAGAAUUCAAGUUCAUCAGCGGCACCGAAAAGGACCUACACAAGCCUCCUAUUCUCGAAAUCGUGCACAAUGCGCCCGCUGGUACCUCAGGACAUGUCGGGUACAUUGGCCACAAGCAGCCGGUGCUCGAGAGCAAGCUGAGGAGCGCCAUCUCUCCCACGUGCUGUUCCCUGCGAUGUGGAUCCACGAUUGUCGGCAUCAAGGAGGACAAGGACUGGGUAUACUGCACGUACCACAACGCGGAUGGAAAGGACCAUAACGUGCGCGCCCGGUAUCUGGUUGGUGCAGACGGCAAGACGGGGUACACACGCAAACAAUACCUUGAGCCACGAGGGGUCAUGAUGGAGAAGUUUCAUGAGGCUUUUUACGAAGAGACAUGGGUCGCACUGAACUGGAAGAUGACCCUCCCGACACCCGAGACACAUCCCAGCUUCCCUUUGUGGGAAUUAGGAUACAAACCUAAGCAGGUAUACGACUUGUUCUUCCCAUCGGAGUUCCGCUUUCUAUGCAACCGGGAGAGACCGGCGGUUUGUGGUCGCUUUGGUCUUCCAGAAGACAGACUAUGGAGAUUCGAGUAUCUUGUCGAUCGCAGUGAAAAUGGAGAUCGUAUGGCUGAACCAGAGGAGAUGAGGCGGAUCGUGCUUCCUUACCUGACGCACAGAGGCAGUCGAUACAACCUCGAUCAAGACGUGCAAUUCCCUGAGGACUGCAUCACUGUUCUUCGUUGUCGCCCUUUCAAGUUCUCGUCCCGCACAUGCAAUGUAUGGGCUAAGGAACGGGUGAUUCUGUGCGGUGAUGCAGCGCAUGUCUUUCCACCUUUCGGUGGUCAGGGAAUAGUAUCAGGCUUCCGCGAUGCAAUCUCCCUAUCAUGGCGCCUUGUGGUGCUCUGCCGAUAUCAACCAUACAAGCGCAACCACGAGAGGGUAUUAGCCGCAUGGUACCUUGAACGCAAGCAGCAACUCAGAGUAUCCCUGGCCACGACGGUCCGCAACGGCGAACUGGUAUGCGAAAGAAAUCUGCUGAAGACCCUCCUCCGCGACUGGGCUCUUUGGUUCAUGCAGCUCUUCCCAAUGUAUCGAGAUCGGCUACAACGUGGCGGUCGCAAGACGGCAACAUUUCAACUCAGACAUUCUGAAGGCAUGCCCUUCAUCCCCGAUCUGAACGGAGGAAUCUACAUGCCUCAGGUAUACUGCCGAACCGCUACCGGCAGGAUCUGCUUUACCGAUGACGCUAUCUACCGUGCUGGCAGCAGAUCUCUGUUUCGCGUGUUUAUCUACCUCCAGAGCAGUGCUGAAAUUGCUUCCGCGACGGAGGCAUUGCACGGCAUUGAGUGCUGGUCUCGAGGAGAGUUCGACAGUCACAACAUCCCCAUAAUCGUGGAAAAUAUGGCCUCGACAGACAUUAUUCAGAUGUCCAACGUGUUCCAGAUCGCCAGCGCAGAGGAGUUCUCCAGGUCACCGCUAUGCAGCCAACGCCCUGUACCUUUAUCGUAUAAUCCGUUCCUAAUUCGCAAGAGAGUGCAGGGAACAUUCGUGGUUGUCCGACCGGACAGGUUUGUCUUCGCAGCUUGCAAUGAUCGGGGCGAGUUGAAAGAGGCGGUGGAGUGUAUGGCCAGGUAUCUCUACGGUGAGAUCUAGCUUGGCUUUGGUGUCGCCAGUCGCCUCAUCUACCCUCAAUCAAUACAUGUAGACACCAUAUAGAUAUCGUACAUACUCUCCUUUAUAUCACAAAGCUGUUGACCUUCCAACGCAAGCAAAGGUUCAACCUCUGCGGCCGGCGACACGGCCAUCAACUCCGCGUUUCAAAAGCAGCGGCCAAACACCGCGG